AUGCAGUCUUUAGUGAAAUGGGGUCAUGGGGAGCUGAGAAAUCAUUUAAUUGAUAAAGUACUUGAACAAGAUUUGAGUGGAUAUAGAUACCUUUAUUUUUGCAUGAAUUCCAAUGGGAACAAAAAGGAAGAAAAACCCUACCACUGGACACUUCUUGUAUUUGACACUGAACUUGAUGAGUGGAGACAUUACAAUUCUUUAAGGCCAAAAGACAACAGAGAAGAUCCUUACCUUAAGGAUGCAAAAAAGAUUAUAACAUAUGUGGAUAGCAAGUUGGCCAACAAAACGAAGAGAGGUAGAAGAAAGUUUUCAAACUUGGUUUCGGUGAAAGAUAGUCCACAACAACGCCCAACAUCUGUUGAUUGUGGAAUUAUUGUAUGUUAUAUCAUGUGCCAAAUCAUAAGAGAUGAGUCUAUUGCAAAUUCUAUGGAAGAUGAUGAAAUUAACAAUUUCCGAGCAUCAAUAGUGCAUCAAUUUUUGAAUAAUUAUCCAAAAGCAUGGACUGAGGAACACUUCAAUCUCAAAAAAAAAAUGGGCAAGAGCUAA
Messenger RNA from Camellia sinensis, 546 nucleotides. The record is from RefSeq and is a predicted model, not a curated record. NCBI's taxonomy places the organism in Eukaryota, Viridiplantae, Streptophyta, Magnoliopsida, Ericales, Theaceae.